ACGUUACAUAAUGUGAAAAUCAACUCUGACAGCUAAUUGAUCCCUGACUAAUAACCACUCAACUUUCCAAUUAGAAUGAUAGUGCUGGAUUUAUUAGGAAUAAUCCCCCCUCAAAUCGUGUUAGCGAGCAAUCUCUCAUAUUGCUUUUUGCAUCAGACAGGUGCGCCAUCAGACUUCUUAGAAAAUAAGAAAAGACCGACAAGGAUCAGAAAUGAUCAGAUCAAUGACGCUGGCUCCUGAGCUGAGCAGGGUGUCUGUGGAUUCAGCGUCCGGCUUCACAGUAGCUUCUUCACCCCCGGACCCUCAGGCCAGCAUGGACACCAGCAGCACACCCUGGGCCUCCGGCUCACCUCCUCCUCUUCCCUCUGUCCACUCCGAGGAGGCGACUGCGGCGCCCACCAUCUUCCCCCAGGUGGGCUACAGCAUUCUGUCGUUCCUCAUGUUCAUUAACACCGUGCUGUCGGUGUUCAACAACGGCCUGGUCAUCGUGGUGAUGCUGAAGAACCCCUCCCUCCUCCAGCCCAUGAGCAUCAUGAUCUUCAGCCUGGCCGUGUCCGACCUCAUGAUCGGCCUGUGCGGCUCGCUGGUGGUGACCAUCACCAACUACCACGGCUCUUUCUUCAUCGGACACGCCGCCUGCGUCUUCCAAGGAUUCUCAGUCAACUAUUUCGGUCUCGUCUCUCUCUGCACUCUUACUCUGCUCGCCUACGAGCGCUACAACGUGGUGUGCAAGCCAAAUCUUGGAUUGAGGCUGAGCAUGCGGAGAAGCAUCACGGGGCUGCUGUUUGUCUGGUUCUUCUGUUUAUUCUGGGCCGUGACUCCGCUGUUCGGCUGGAGCUCCUACGGACCAGAGGGGGUGCAGACGUCCUGCUCUCUGGCCUGGGAGGAGAGAUCGUGGAGCAACUACAGCUACCUGAUCCUUUACACGCUGGUCUGCUUCAUUCUGCCGGUCGCCAUCAUCAUUUACUGCUACUACAAGGUGCUGAAAUACAUGAUCAAGCUGAACAGGAGCGUGGAGCUUCAGGGCGGACGCCCCAGCCAGAAGGAGAACGACCACGCCAUCAGUAUGGUCCUGGCCAUGAUCGUAGCGUUCUUCGUGUGCUGGCUGCCCUACACGGCGCUGUCCGUGGUGGUGGUUGUGGAUCCGGAGCUGUACAUCCCGCCGCUGUUUGCCACAAUGCCCAUGUACUUCGCCAAGACCAGCCCCGUCUACAACCCCAUUAUUUACUUUCUCUCCAACAAACAGGUGAGUGACCAUAUUGAUCUAAAGUACAACCUCGAAUGAGAAAGCGUAAGGAAAAAUUGCCACUGUGGUUGUGAAAAUUGUGCUCUCCUCUCAGUUUCGUGAUUGCACUCUGGAUGUGUUGUCGUGCGGCCGCUACAUCCCCCACGGGCCCGCCACCGUCACCAUCCGCAUGCGGCCCUUGAACAGGAGGAGCUGGGCGUCCUCCUUAAGCAGGAACGUCAACACGCAAAGCAAAGUGUUGCCUCUCUGACU
Salarias fasciatus (jewelled blenny) is the source of this 1498-nucleotide messenger RNA. It is a transcript of the gene parietopsin, whose product is annotated as parietopsin. Gene Ontology annotation, biological process: G protein-coupled receptor signaling pathway; visual perception. The record is from RefSeq and is a predicted model, not a curated record. Lineage: Eukaryota; Metazoa; Chordata; Actinopteri; Blenniiformes; Blenniidae. Gene Ontology annotation, cellular component: membrane. The transcript is spliced from 3 exons. Gene Ontology annotation, molecular function: G protein-coupled receptor activity. Bases 212 to 1285 code for a protein of 357 amino acids.